Molecule: messenger RNA, 4425 nt
Organism: Sinocyclocheilus grahami
Lineage: Eukaryota; Metazoa; Chordata; Actinopteri; Cypriniformes; Cyprinidae
Product: RNA-binding protein 26-like
Exons: 30
Coding region: 1-4131 (1376 amino acids)
Cellular component (GO): nucleus
Molecular function (GO): metal ion binding; RNA binding
Source: RefSeq, a predicted model, not a curated record
AUGUUAUGUGAUGCUGACCCUUCUGCUCUUGCGAAAUAUGUGGUUGCCUUGGUGAAGAAAGAAAAAUCCGAGGAGCAGCUGAAAGCACUAUGCAUUGACCAGUUGGAUGUAUUUCUUCAGAAAGAGACGCAGGUAUUUGUGGACAAACUGUUUGAAGCUGUGAACGCAAAGAGUUACCUACCUCAACCGGAGCAGCCGACUUCUGCGAGCAGAACUGAAACUCACCAGCGCACAGAGAAAGAUGAAACCAAGAGAGAGGAGCCCAGCCGAGACGAGGAUCGAGAAAAGAAAUUCUCCAGGAGAAUAAACCACAGUCCUCCGUCUAGCUCCAGAUACCGCCGAGACGGCAGGAGAGUAGAUGACCGCAAGAAAGAUGACCGCUCCAGGAAGCGAGAGUAUGACUGUAACCCACCCAGAAGGGACUCGUACAGGGAACGUUAUAACCGCAGGAGAGAACGCAGCCGCAGUUACAGUCGCAGUCGUAGUCGCAGCUGGAGUAAGGACCGCACUCGUGAUCGGGACAGAGACCGAGAUCGGGACAGAGAGCGGGACCGCACCCGAUCACGAUCUCGCUCACAGAGUCGCUGCAGAAGCAGAGAGCGAGAUUCUGGAAAGCCAAAAUACGAGCACAGUCGUCCAGAGCGUCAGGAGGUCGCGACCACCGAUGGCUACACCGCUACUCCUCUCACACCCGGGAACACCUCUGCUCAUUUCCCUGUGCCCACCCUCAGUAGCACCAUCACUGUCAUCGCCCCCACCCACCACGGGAACAACACCACUGAGAGCUGGUCAGAAUUCCCACAGGACCACACGCCCUUCGGCAGAGGCGGCCCACCAAGAAAACGCUGUCGUGACUAUGAUGAGAAAGGCUUCUGUAUGCGAGGAGACAUGUGCCCUUUCGAUCACGGAAGUGAUCCAGUGGUGGUGGAGGACGUUAAUCUUCCCAGCAUACUUCCUUUCCAGCCACCGCCUCUUCCUGGAGUGGACGGCCCACCUCCUCCGGGUCUGCCGCCCCCUCACUCACUCCUGACUCCACCAGUGAACCUCAGACCACCUGUGCCCCCACCGGGCACCAUGCCACCAAGCCUACCACCUGUAGCGGGUCCUCCGCCUCCUCUUCCUGCUCUGCAGCCCUCUGGUAUGGACGCUCCACCAAACUCCAUCACCAGCUCUGUGCCCACUAUAGUGACGUCAGGUGUCCGGCCUCCGAUCAGCCAGCCUCCACCACCCCUGUUCACUUCAGAUUCAUUUGAGCCAGAGGUGUAUAAUCCUGAAGCCCCCAGCAUGACCUCACGACCCAUGUACAGACACAGAGUCAACGCUCAGCGGCCCAAUCUGAUUGGUCUAACCAUGGGAGAGGUGGAUCUGCCUCCUCGAGAGAAAAUGUCAAACAGCAACAGCGCUCGGAUAGUUUUAGAGUCAGACUCCAGGAAGAGAGGAGCAGGACUGCAUGAUGGAGCGAUUCCUGCAAAGAAACCCUGGUUUGACAAACCAAACUUCAACAAACCCAACCACCACGGCUUUCACAGGAAAGUGCCCUACUCUUCAGCAAACACCAAACUGGCCAUCCGUCAGAUUCCUCCUGAACUCAACAACAUCAGCAAACUAAACGAGCACUUCAGCAAGUUUGGCACCAUCGUCAACCUCCAGGUGGCAUAUAAUAAUUACCCAGAUGGGGCGCUGAUCCAGUUUGCUUCUCCUGAAGAAGCCAAACGGGCCAUGCAGAGCACAGAGGCAGUGCUCAACAACCGCUUCAUCAGAGUACACUGGCACAGAGAGGACGCAGUGGAGCACACAUACACCACGCCACAUCUGAUUUUAUUUAAAGAGAGCUACACCGCUACUCCUCUCACACCCGGGAACACCUCUGCUCAUUUCCCUGUGCCCACCCUCAGUAGCACCAUCACUGUCAUCGCCCCCACCCACCACGGGAACAACACCACUGAGAGCUGGUCAGAAUUCCCACAGGACCACACGCCCUUCGGCAGAGGCGGCCCACCAAGAAAACGCUGUCGUGACUAUGAUGAGAAAGGCUUCUGUAUGCGAGGAGACAUGUGCCCUUUCGAUCACGGAAGUGAUCCAGUGGUGGUGGAGGACGUUAAUCUUCCCAGCAUACUUCCUUUCCAGCCACCGCCUCUUCCUGGAGUGGACGGCCCACCUCCUCCGGGUCUGCCGCCCCCUCACUCACUCCUGACUCCACCAGUGAACCUCAGACCACCUGUGCCCCCACCGGGCACCAUGCCACCAAGCCUACCACCUGUAGCGGGUCCUCCGCCUCCUCUUCCUGCUCUGCAGCCCUCUGGUAUGGACGCUCCACCAAACUCCAUCACCAGCUCUGUGCCCACUAUAGUGACGUCAGGUGUCCGGCCUCCGAUCAGCCAGCCUCCACCACCCCUGUUCACUUCAGAUUCAUUUGAGCCAGAGGUGUAUAAUCCUGAAGCCCCCAGCAUGACCUCACGACCCAUGUACAGACACAGAGUCAACGCUCAGCGGCCCAAUCUGAUUGGUCUAACCAUGGGAGAGGUGGAUCUGCCUCCUCGAGAGAAAAUGUCAAACAGCAACAGCGCUCGGAUAGUUUUAGAGUCAGACUCCAGGAAGAGAGGAGCAGGACUGCAUGAUGGAGCGAUUCCUGCAAAGAAACCCUGGUUUGACAAACCAAACUUCAACAAACCCAACCACCACGGCUUUCACAGGAAAGUGCCCUACUCUUCAGCAAACACCAAACUGGCCAUCCGUCAGAUUCCUCCUGAACUCAACAACAUCAGCAAACUAAACGAGCACUUCAGCAAGUUUGGCACCAUCGUCAACCUCCAGGUGGCAUAUAAUAAUUACCCAGAUGGGGCGCUGAUCCAGUUUGCUUCUCCUGAAGAAGCCAAACGGGCCAUGCAGAGCACAGAGGCAGUGCUCAACAACCGCUUCAUCAGAGUACACUGGCACAGAGAGGACGCAGUGGAGCACACAUACACCACGCCACAUCUGAGCGUACAGCCAGCCCAUCAGCCUGCGGUGGCCACACCGAAACAGUCAGUGAAAGAUCGGCUCGGACCCCUGCCCACAGCCCACCCUGAACUCUCACACGACUCCGGCGGCGCUCCACAGAAUAUAACCAAGGCUUCAGUGAAGGAGCGUCUGGGCCUUUCUAAACACACUGGCUUUGGAGGAAAGGUUUUUUCCACAUCUACUGGCCUGACUAAGACUGUUUAUAACCCAGCUGCACUGAAAGCUGGCCAGAAGGGAGCGCCAUUUGGGACAACUCUCAUCGCUGAAGAUGCCCUGAAAAGGAAACGGGAGGCACUGAAGCUUCAGCAGGACGUUAGGAAAAAGAAGCAGGAGAUUUUGGAGAAGCACAUUCAGACUCAGAAGCUGCUGAUAUCUAAGCUGGAGAAGAACAAGUCCAUGAAGGCGGAGGAUAAGGCUCAGAUCAUGCUGACCCUCACCACCCUCACCAACAGCAUCACCAGACUACAGGAGCAGAUGAAAGGACUGUCCAGUGCUAAUGCCCUCAGGACCACACUUAAGAGCAAAGCUCAGGCUCAAAAGGAGCUCCUGGACACCGAGUUGGACCUUUAUAAGAAAAUGCAAGCAGGAGAGGACACUGCUGAUCUCAAGAUCAAAUACACUCAACUGCAGUUAGAGGCUGCCAAAAGGGGGCUUCUGACCCCAGGACGUGGGAGGGGGGCCCACGGCAGGGGUCGGGGGGCCCUGAGGAGCCGAGGCCGAGGGAUUCGAGGACGUGGGAGAGGACUCCCAACUCAUGCUGUGGUGGAUCAUCGACCCAGAGCUUUACAGAUCAGCGCUUUCACUGAGGCAGAUCGAGUCGACCUGCUGCCACACUUCGCACAAUACGGGGAGAUUGAAGAUUUCCAGAUGGAGGAUUCUAGUCCUAGUGCCAUCAUUACAUACAAAACCCGUGCAGAGGCUGAACAGGCGGCCAUCCACGGCGUUCGGUUAAAUAACCAGGAGCUGCGUUUGGCCUGGCACAAGCCCACGGCUUCCCUCAACACAACAGACCUGGAUGAGGUUGAACCUGAGGAUGAGGAGUUUCCAGAUGAUUCGCUCAUGGAUGAUUCCCUGCUGCAGGACGAUGACGAAGAGGAAGAAGAUAAUGAGUCGCGCUCAUGGCGCAGAUGAAGAUGAAGUUGUGUGUCCAGUCCUGCUGCACUGCACCACUCAAGCGCAUCGGAUCUUGAGUUCUGUGUUUUUGAAAUGGUUUUUAAUAAUAUUGAUUUACGUUUCAUUGGCUUUUUUAUUUUACUUAUCAAACCUGAGCAGCAAAUAGAAAACGUUACUCAAAAGGCUGUGAAUUUCAAUUAUUGAUAUGUAGAAUAACAUGAAUGAUUUGGUUUCUCGCCGUCAUCGUUUUGUUUUGUAUCGUGUCAAAACAUUGACUAACUUUUGGCGGCUGCAUUGUUUUUUUGUUUUUUU